AUGGCGGCGGCGGCGGGCCAUGGCGGGAGGGACCUGCGCCGUGCGCCGCUCGAGGCCCGGGCCAGGCUGAGGCGGCCUCGCGCGGGCGGCGGCGGCGGCGGCGGCGGCGGGGCGGGGCGGCGCAGACUGACGCACGCGGGCCGGCGGAGGGCGGAAGAGGCGGUGCCGCGGCCUGCGGGGCCCGCGCCCGGCGCGGAUCCCGGCCGCGCGGCGGACAGCGGCCGGCGAGCAGGGGCCGUGCGGCCAGCCCGAGGGAGGGGGCGCCCUGGAGGCCUCGGGGCCGCGGCCGCGGGAGACCCCAUCCUCGUCCGCGGGUCCCGUCACCCUGAGGAGACCCCAGGCCGUCCUUGGGAGUUCUCACCCCGAGGAGACCCUGUCCCCAUUCGCGGGUCCCGUCACUCCGAGGAGACAUCGUCCCCGGGUCCCGUCACCCCGACGAGACCCGUCCGGUCCCCGGGAGCAGUCACCCCGAGGCGGAACCAGCGCUGUGGCCGGCGCCCGCGGCGGGAAAGGGGGCAGGCUGGUGAGAACUUGGAGGUCGGGGUGAGCGAGGAGCAGCAGGUGGCUGUGUCCGCGGUGGAGCGGGGAACCGGGUCGCUGCGCUCCUGCGUGUGCUCAGAGAUACCUCCCGUUGCCAUGGCACCCAACCCUGUGCAGACCCUUCAGGAGAAGGCAGUGUGCGCCAUCUGCCUUGAUUACUUCAUGGACCCCAUGUCCAUCGGCUGCGGGCCCAACUUCUGCCGAGUGUGUGUAACCCAGUUGUGGGAAGGGGAGGAUGAGGAGGACAGGGACGAAUUAGACCCGGAGGAGGAGGAGAAGGACAGAGAAGAGGAGGAGGUGGAGGCUGUGGGGGCUGUGGGGGCCGGUGGGGGGGGUCCCACCCCCAUGAGGGAUGAAGACUGUGAGGGCAACAUGGAGGAGGAGGUCGAAGAGGAAGAGGAGGGUGUGUUCUGGACCAGUGGCAUGGGCGGGUCCAACUGGGACAACAUGGACUAUGUGUGGGAGGAGGAGGGCGAGGAGGAAGAUUUGGACUGCUGCUCCGGCGACAUGGAGGAGGACCUGAGAGGGGAGGAUGAGGAGGACGAGCAGGGAGUGCUGGAGGAGGACGAGGAAGAGGAGCUAGACCCCGUCACCCCACUGCCCCCGCCUCCAGCCCCUCGGAGGUGCUUCACCUGCCCCCAGUGCCGAAAGAGCUUUCCCAGGCGGAGCUUCCACCCCGACCUGCAGCUGGCCAACAUGGUCCAGGUGAUUCGACAGAUGCACCCAACUCCUGGUCGAGGGAGCCGUGGGAACGAGCAGGGCAUUUGUCCCAAACACCAGGAAGCCCUGAAGCUCUUCUGCGAGGUGGAUGAAGAGGCCACCUGUGUGGUUUGCCAAGAAUCCAGGAGCCACAAACAGCCCAGUAUGGUGCCAUUGGAGGAGGUGGUGCAGGAAUACAAAUCACUGCUGGAGCACCGGGCGGUCAGGGGCUCGGCUGUGCAGCCCACGGGACACAGCCCCCUGGGACAGAGCGGGCCACGCGGGGCCCAGGACUCACGGAGGGACAAUCAGCAGGACACGUGA
This is a messenger RNA of Hyaena hyaena (striped hyena), 1563 nucleotides long. RefSeq names its product E3 ubiquitin-protein ligase TRIM41-like. NCBI's taxonomy places the organism in Eukaryota, Metazoa, Chordata, Mammalia, Carnivora, Hyaenidae. Gene Ontology annotation, cellular component: nuclear body. The record is from RefSeq and is a predicted model, not a curated record. Gene Ontology annotation, molecular function: zinc ion binding.